Jatropha curcas is the source of this 3341-nucleotide messenger RNA. Its product is annotated as putative AMP deaminase. Gene Ontology annotation, biological process: IMP salvage; AMP metabolic process. The record is from RefSeq and is a predicted model, not a curated record. Gene Ontology annotation, cellular component: cytosol. Gene Ontology annotation, molecular function: AMP deaminase activity. Lineage: Eukaryota; Viridiplantae; Streptophyta; Magnoliopsida; Malpighiales; Euphorbiaceae.
UGCACUUCAUUCAGUUGCCCAAUCUUUCACUUCCUUCUUCUCCCGAAACACCCGAAAAGCCAUUUUCAUCUUCGAAAAAGCAAAACCUAGACUUUUCCUUUAUUUACAGUUACACCCUUGUCGCUGAAGCUCGUCUCAUUCACUGGCGGGGAAAAUUAGGGUUCCAUUUUCAUCUUACUCCACUUGAAAACGGCGUUCUCGAUCUACCAUGGAUUCGCCAUCGUCGUCUCUACACCUUGCCAUGGCAGCUCUCGUUGGAGCUUCAUUGAUGGCAAUCUCUGCCUUUUAUAUUCACAAGCGUACCGUCGAUCAAAUUCUCGAUCGUCUGAUCGAACUUCGCCUUAGUUCCCCUAAAAGUUCGAGAAAUCAAUCUGUUGUUACUGACGAAGAGGAUUCUGACGAGGAGGAGGAGGGGAGUAGACAUUAUGACGAUGCGAACGGAGCAGGUGGAGAGAUAGCUGUGGGGAGGAAAAUCCGGGCCCGGAGUUCAUCCAGGUCGUUGGAGGAUAAGAAUGUUCUUCGCAGUUAUAAGAUAUCACGCUCGAUGCCUAAUGUGGUGUUGAAUAACGAUUGGUUCGACGAAGAUGUGAAGUUUGAUCAGAGUCAGGGAGAUAGGCUUAAUUUCGUUCCCUCGGGACUCCCGCCUCUGCGACUAUCUCAAAGAGAUGGACAGAAUAACUCUGUUAACUACUGUAGUUCUAUUACAAGAAUGGCUUCUCUUGGCAGGCUAAAUACUCCAAGGUCUCCAGGUGGCAAUGCCUUUGACAGUAUGGGUGAUUCUGACGAAGAAGAAACAGAGUUUGGCACAGAGGAUGACGUUUUCUUCAGUAAUGUGAAUAUGGAUCCUUCUGCUGAUUACGUAAACAAAGGAACAGUUUUCUGGUCCUAUCAGCAGAACUUUUCUCUGGGACGAGCAGUGAUAAAGGAUGCUGAUUCAAAGGCUCAAGACUCUGUUGUUCUUCCAAUUGGAGGUGACAGUGCAAACAGCAUCCAACAUCAGAAUAUUGGAGAUGCUAGAGGUGAUCUGACAAUUGGCACUGAUCCAAUAGGCAGAAAGGUAGAUACAGCUUCAAUGCAUCAAGUGGGGAAUAAUCUUGCUCUUGCCACCACAAUUUUACCUCCAAGAACUCUAAUGCACGAGUCAGUAAAUGUAGAAGAGGAAGAAGUACGUAAGAUGAUCCGUGAAAGCUUGGAUUUGCGGAAUAGGUACAUUUACAGGGAAGAGGUUGCACCGUGGAAGAAGCUACCUGUCGCUGAACCUGGUACACCAGCGCGGAAAUCUAAUCCAUUUCACUUUGAACCUGUCCCGGCAACUGCACAUCACUUCAAGAUGGAAGAUGGAGUUGUACAUGUGUAUGCAAGUGAAAACGAUACUGUAGAACUUUUCCCUGUUGCUAGUGCGACAACCUUCUUUACUGAUAUGCAUCACCUUUUAAAAAUCAUAUCUAUUGGAAAUGUUCGCACUGCUUGCCAUCACAGAUUACGAUUUCUUGAGGAGAAGUUUCGCCUUCAUCUGUUAGUGAAUGCAGACAGGGAGUUCCUGGCUCAGAAGAGUGCACCACAUCGCGAUUUCUACAAUAUCAGAAAAGUUGAUACACAUGUGCAUCAUUCUGCUUGCAUGAACCAGAAGCAUCUGCUGCGCUUCAUCAAGUCAAAGCUAAGGAAGGAACCUGAUGAGGUUGUUAUAUUCAGAGAUGGAAAAUACAUGACUCUAAAGGAAGUUUUUGAGAGUUUGGACUUGACUGGGUAUGAUUUGAAUGUUGAUUUGCUGGAUGUUCAUGCUGAUAAGAGUACCUUUCAUAGAUUCGAUAAAUUCAAUCUUAAGUACAAUCCUUGUGGACAAAGUAGACUCCGGGAGAUUUUUUUAAAGCAGGAUAAUCUUAUCCAAGGACGCUUCUUGGCAGAAGUAACAAAAGAAGUUCUAUCAGAUCUUGAAGCAAGCAAAUACCAGAUGGCUGAGUACAGGGUUUCCAUAUAUGGAAGGAAACAAAGUGAAUGGGACCAGCUGGCGAGUUGGUUCAUUAACAACUCAAUUUAUAGUGAGAAUGCUGUUUGGUUAAUCCAGCUUCCACGGCUAUACAAUGUGUAUAAGCAAAUGGGAACAGUUAAAUCUUUUCAGAAUAUUCUUGAUAAUGUUUUCAUUCCACUGUUUGAAGUCACAAUCAACCCAAGCUCUCAUCCCCAACUACAUGUGUUCCUAAUGCAGGUUGUGGGAUUAGAUAUUGUUGAUGAUGAAAGUAGACCAGAAAGGCGUCCAACUAAGCACAUGCCAAAACCAGCUGAAUGGACCAACGAGUUCAAUCCAGCUUACUCUUAUUAUGCUUAUUACUGCUAUGCAAACUUUUAUACUCUUAAUAAGCUUCGUGAAUCUAAAGGAUUGCCGACCAUAAAAUUCCGGCCGCAUUGUGGAGAGGCUGGUGAUAUUGACCAUUUGGCUGCCGCAUUUCUUCUAUGCCAUAACAUAUCUCAUGGGAUCAACUUGCGAAAGUCUCCUGUUUUGCAAUAUCUGUAUUACCUUGCUCAGAUUGGAUUGGCCAUGUCACCUUUGAGCAACAAUUCGCUUUUCCUGGAUUAUCAUCGAAAUCCAUUUCCUGUCUUCUUCCAGCGUGGCCUGAAUGUUUCACUCUCCUCUGAUGAUCCUUUGCAAAUUCAUUUAACAAGGGAAGCGCUGGUGGAGGAGUAUAGCAUUGCAGCAAAGGUUUGGAAGCUCAGUUCAUGUGACUUGUGUGAGAUAGCAAGAAAUUCUGUUUAUCAAUCUGGAUUCUCACAUCUGGCAAAGUUGCAUUGGCUUGGUAGCAAAUAUUUUUUGAGAGGUCCAGAAGGAAACGAUAUUCACAAGACAAAUGUACCCCAUAUGAGGAUCGCCUUUCGACACGAGACGUGGAAGGAGGAAAUGCAAUAUGUAUACUCUGGAACAGCUAGUUUUCCAGAAGAAAUAGAAUUUUAAAUGUAAUGAAAUUGCAGAAUGAAGCAACUACAAAUUAGACUCUGGUGAUCAGCUUGAAAUAUUCUCAGCACUGCGGAAUGUUUACCUCACCGGAUUUAUUUGUAGAUGCAGUAUGCAGGAAACCAGUAAUGGGAAGGAAAUUCGUAACAGAUUUUAAAGGGAAGUUAUCAUUUUUGCAGAGGCAAUUAUAAAUAACUUCAGAACGAUCCAGCAUUGCCAAUUUUCUUGAAGAAGAGGCUUUCAUUUCUUUAGGUGCAGGGAAGUUUUGGUUUUGAACUGCAGAAAUGUUUGUAAAAAUGAGAGGCUUCUUUAUGGAAGGCUGUUAAAUGUAAUUGAAUCCACUUCAUAUAAUAAUAUUAUCAUAAUAAAGGUUCCAUGUACUAUGAUGCAGUAA